Messenger RNA from Siniperca chuatsi (mandarin fish), 1196 nucleotides. It is a transcript of the gene srsf3b, whose product is annotated as serine and arginine rich splicing factor 3b. Gene Ontology annotation, cellular component: nuclear speck. Gene Ontology annotation, molecular function: RNA binding. Gene Ontology annotation, biological process: mRNA splicing, via spliceosome. The record is from RefSeq and is a predicted model, not a curated record. Lineage: Eukaryota; Metazoa; Chordata; Actinopteri; Centrarchiformes; Sinipercidae. The coding region runs from base 167 to 664 and encodes 165 amino acids. The transcript has 6 exons.
UUUAUAGAACUUACGCACAAAUACUAACUUACCCCGCCCUCCCUGGCCAACCUACUUACAAACGUAUUUUCCGUCACGCCAUUUUCCAUCGACGACCAAGAGGAACAAACGAGCCGGAGGAGCGCGGAUAGUUUAAGCUGUGAAUUGCUACAAACACGAUCCAGUUAUGCAUCGUGACUGUCCUCUGGACUGCAAGGUCUACGUUGGAAAUUUGGGCAACAAUGGAAACAAGACAGAGUUAGAGAGGUCAUUUGGCUACUAUGGUCCUCUUCGCAGUGUUUGGGUGGCCAGGAACCCUCCAGGCUUCGCCUUUGUAGAAUUCGAAGAUCCCAGAGACGCAACUGAUGCAGUGCGUGAGCUUGACGGAAGGACACUGUGUGGUUGCCGGGUGCGAGUAGAGCUGUCCAAUGGUGAGAAGCGCAGCCGCACCCGUGGCGCUCCCCCUUCAUGGAGCAGGCGUCCUCGAGACCGAGAUGACUACAGGCGCCGUAGCCCACCACCCAGACGAAGAUCCCCACGCAGGAGGAGCUUCAGCCGCAGUCGAAGCAGGUCUUUCUCCAGAGACAGGAGGAGGGAGAGGUCCCUCUCCCGGGACAGGAACCACAAACCUUCGAGGUCUUUCUCACGAUCAAGGAGCCGCUCCAGGUCUAAUGACAGAAAAUAGAGGACCAUCUGUCAGGUGUCAAGGGAGCUGAAGCUGAACGGUUGUACAGGUGUUGCCGUUUCAUAUGAUGGACUUCAACAUGGUCGUUUUUGUGUUGAGUUUUUUAAACAAUCAUGCAUUUUAGUGUCCCUCCCCCUUUAUUGUUAUGGUGUAAUUUUCAAAUACACGGAUUGUGUACAGGUGUGAUGCCUCACGUAAGUCACGUCCAUCUUGUCGGUCCUGAAACAGUUGUGCCACCCAGCAUUCCAGUUCACCAGUUAAUCUCUUAAAAGCUUUGGGUUUUGUCAGUAAAUGUACCGUGUAGUUUGACUUAGUGUGAGUAGUCCUCAUUUUCAUCGUAUAAGUGCCAGCAUUUUUUUUUUUUCUUUUUUUUAAGAAGGAUUGGGAUGAUUUGUUAGGAAGUCCCUCCUUUUGAUUGUCUGUAAAGCCAGCCUAUUUUCAACCUGCUACUUUCUUACUUCAUACUGAAGGUUUCCAUCUGUUAAUGGUUGGUUGUUUGUAAUAAACGCACCCCCUCAUUCAAGAUCCAAAA